AUGUGUUCCAACGAAAUUUUAGCAAAGUCGGUUAAAGGACCCGAUGGCGCGUUGGACAUAACGCUCUUAAAAAGAGCUGAAUUAUUAAUUUGGAAGUUCGUUCAAGACAAGUGUUUCCAUUCGGAAAUAAAACGCUUGAAAGCAGGCAAAAGCGUUGAAAGAAGUUCACGCUUAAGUAAAUUAUCUAUGGAAAUAGGAGAAGAUAACUUACUCCGUUUAAAUGGGCGUUUACCUUUCAAGUCUAAUUUGACUGAGGAAAGUAGAAAACCUGUCGUAUUAGACGGUAAACACGAAAUCGUUAAAAUGAUGAUUAGAGAAGUUCAUCAUUAUUUUGGACACGCCAAUCACCAGAUGGUGAUGAAUGAGGUGAACCAAAAAUUUUAUGUCUUGAACUUGCGUAACGUAGUACGAAGUGUGUCACAUCACUGUCAGUGGUGCAGGACAUACAGGUCAAAGCCGCAGAACGUGCCACAAGGAAAUCUUCCUCUGGAGAGAAUAGCUCAUCAUGAACCACCUUUUACAUGCUCAGCCGUAGAUUAUUUCGGACCUAUGAGUGUGACUAUAGGAAGGCGACACGAAAAAUGUUGGGGUGUUUUAUUCACGUGUCUGACCACCAGAGCAGUACAUCUGGAAUUAGCAGCCUCAUUGACACCAGCGUCAAUGAUAAUGGCGUUGAGGCGAUUUAUCGCCAGAAGAGGAAAACCAGCCGUUAUAUACAGCGAUAACGGGACGAAUUUCAAAGCUGCACAUAAAGAAUUAUUGCAAGCAUGCGAAGAGUGCUAUGAGGGCAUGAAAAACGAGUCAUUUAGAAAAUAUAUGAAAUGGAAAUUUAUACCUCGGGGAACACCGCACAUGGGUGGCGCUUGGGAAAGGUUAGUAAGAUCGAUUAAAAUUGCGUUGACCGCUACGCUCAAAGAAAGGAGCCCGCGAGAGGAGGUUCUGCAUACGUUGCUUUUAGAAGCAGAGCAUACUGUAAAUUCCAGACCUCUGGUAACAUUCAGUAUGGAUAGUCCUGAAGAGGGUUUGACACCCAAUAAUUUUCUACUCGGACGCUCAUGUGGUGAUCGACCACCUGGAUUAUUUUUAGAGCAACAUCUGACGGGUCAACUCAAUUGGAAAUCCGCCCAGAGGUUAGCCGACCAUUUUUGGACGAGAUAG
This is a messenger RNA of Parnassius apollo (apollo), 1158 nucleotides long. The record is from the annotation of a GenBank genome assembly. NCBI's taxonomy places the organism in Eukaryota, Metazoa, Arthropoda, Insecta, Lepidoptera, Papilionidae.